CCACGGUCGACACCAACAGGUGCUCGCUGCCUCGCGCGUUUCACUCGACAUCCCUUUUGCCGCUGCAAUUCGUCGUCGACCCACCCGGUGUUCCAACGUGGAAUCAGUCGUGCUGCACUAGCCCGGCAAGCAUUGGUUCAUUUGGCGCGAGCGUCGGCCGACAAGCCACCAAACCAGACAGCGAAUCUGCGCCCCAGUCACCAUGCCUCGCACCUCCAAGAAGCGAGCUAGCGACGGUGUCAUUGACUUGACCGAGGAGCAUCACCAGGCCGGGCGCCAGGCGAAGCGCUCUGCACUGUCCACGAGCCACCCAUCGCGCCGUGGCUCCGGCGCCACGCACGGUCCCUCGUCGUUUACUUCCACCGGCAUUGGAGGUUCCAGCGUUUACGGCUCGUCGCCACAGAGCUCGCUGUCUGCAGUCCGAGGCUCGAGCCGUGGACCCUCCCAUUCGUCGCAAUCAUCACAGGCCACGCCUCCCUCUCAGUCCGGAAAUGAUGAUCUGGAGUUUUUGGAUCUCACUCAAGACGACGAUGGACCUCCCACAGAAUUCUACGGGUCCUUUGGUUCGAAAGCCCGAGCCACGGCGUCUUCAAUGCCCGCUAAUGCCGUCUAGAUGGCAAGAUUGUUGGAGUUCGGUACUACUCAGGGUAUGCUAACCCGGGAGAGACCGUCCUAUGUCGCCGAGAGCCGCAGAAUCAGUACGACCGCAAUGCGAUCCGCGUCGACAAUGUAAUGUACCAGCAGAUUGGGCACUUGCCCAGAAAAGUUGUGGAAAAAAUUGCUCCUUAUGUGGAUUCGGGUGACAUUACGCUGGAGGCGCAACUCAUCGGCGAGAAAGGCGUAUAUGACUGCCCCAUACGUGUCUUGUUCUUCGGGCCCAGCGACCCGGCAUCGCGGGCAAGAAUUGAGAAGGCACUCAAGGCAGAUAAGCUCGUCAAGGCCACUCAGUUGAACCAGACCCGGAAGGAGGCCGAGGCAAAGAGGCUGGCUAUGGGUCUCAAAGCUGGCAGCUCAACGCAGGGCGUUGGUGAUGAACAGAACGACGCUGGACAGGCCGAAGUAACGCUCGAGGAUCUUAUGAAGAGCAGCGACGCUACCGAAUUCCGCCAAGGAGGCGAUGCCAUCAAGACUCUUGCCAUCGACGAAGAACAUUUGGCCAAGAUGCCAAUGGCGGCCCAGCCACCAGAGCUCAAGGCGACCCUACUUCCGUACCAACGGCAGGGCCUGGCUUGGAUGAUGUCCAAGGAGAAUCCACAACUUCCUCAAAAAGGCUCUGAAAGACUGGUGCAACUCUGGAAGAAGACUACCCGGGACAUGUACUGGAAUCUGGCAUCGGGAUUCGUGACUCGGACUGCGCCCACGCUGUGCUCCGGAGGCAUUCUCGCAGACGACAUGGGCCUUGGUAAGACGCUGCAGAUUAUCAGUUUAAUCCUCGCUGGCGGCCCUGGAUCGACGCUCAUCGUGGCGCCCGUGAGCGUCAUGAGCAACUGGAAGCAGCAAAUCGAACGACACGUCCAGGCAGAUAAGGCGCCGAGUGUCAUCAUAUAUCAUGGAGACAGGAAGGCGAAGGCUGCGGAGCUCAUGAAGUACGAUGUUGUCAUCACCAGCUACGGAAGGCUUGCCCGGGAACGUGAUCCCAAGGUCGAGCGCGUGUUACUGAGCAAAUCUGUCGAGUGGCGGCGCGUCGUGCUUGACGAGGGCCACACCAUUCGCAAUGCCCGGACCAAGGUGGCAGCAGCGGCGUGCGAGCUGCAGGCUAAGUCACGCUGGGUACUCACGGGCACUCCCAUUGUCAACUCGGUCAAAGACUUGCACUCUCUGGUCAAGUUUCUGCAUCUCACCGGAGGCAUUGAGCAACCUGAAAUCUUCAAUACCAACGUCACCCGCAAGCUUGCUGCUGGAGACCGCAGCGGUGAAGUCAUUCUCCAGGCCCUGGUGCAAGACAUCUGCCUGCGGCGCAAAAAGGACAUGAAGUUUGUCGAUCUCAAGCUGCCAGACAAGAAGGAGUACCUGCACCGGAUCACGUUCCACCCUUCAGAGAAGCAAAAAUACAAUGCAUUGCUAUCAGAGGCGCGUGGAGCGCUGGAGGACUUUCAGAAAAACUCUUCUGCAGGACAAAAGGGGCGGUUCCAAAAUGUCUUGGAACGGCUCCUUCGGCUCAGACAGGCCUGCAACCAUUGGUCACUCUGCAGAGAACGCAUUGAAGACCUCAUGAAGCUUCUCGAGGAUGAAGAGGUUGUCACCUUCACUGACAAGAACCGCGCCUUGCUGCAGGAGGCCCUGCGCCUCUACAUUGAAAGCCAAGAAGACUGCGCCAUCUGCUAUGAAGUCCCGGGCUCCCCGGUUAUCACAAACUGCAAGCACGUCUUUUGUCGGGGUUGCAUUACGAAGGCCAUCCAGAUACAAGGAAAGUGCCCCAUGUGCCGCAACGGCCUCACAGAGGACUGUCUUCUGGAGCCUGCCCCCGAGGGAUCUGGUGACGCGGAUUUCGACACCGAUACUCAAAGUUCAAAGACGGAUGCCAUGAUUCAAAUCGUCCGCGCGACUCUAAAGAAUCCCGGCUCCAAGGUUGUCAUCUUUUCGCAGUGGACGUCGUUCUUGAACAUCAUUCAGAAUCAGCUGAAAGCGGCCAACAUUCAAUUCUGUAGGGUUGACGGGAGCAUGAACACAACCAAACGCGACCGCGCAAUCGACGCCCUGGAUAACGACCCCGACACUCGGGUAAUGUUAGCCAGUCUGGCAGUCUGUAGCGUCGGUCUGAAUCUGGUGUCGGCAGACACCGUCGUCUUGUCAGACAGCUGGUGGGCGCCCGCGAUCGAGGAUCAGGCCAUUGAUCGAGUGCAUCGGCUGGGCCAAAUUCGAGAGACUACAGUCUGGCGCCUCGUUAUGGAGGAAACCGUCGAGGAGCGCGUUCUGGCCAUUCAGUCGGAGAAGCGGGAACUGGUUGGCAAGGCGUUUCAGGAAAAGGACAAGAAGUCCAAGAAGACCAGGGACACGCGCAUGGCCGAUGUCAAAAAGUUGCUGUCUUAGAGGGCUAGACUCAGGCGUUGGGGAGCGUGUUCCUCCGUGCGUUUGCUUCAUAGACUUGGGGGCAUGUUCGUUGGCUCAGAUGGAGGCGGGCACAUUGGUCACUCCGAGCUUCUUCACCCUGCCAUUUGCUG
Purpureocillium takamizusanense is the source of this 3161-nucleotide messenger RNA. Its product is annotated as RING-type E3 ubiquitin transferase. The record is from RefSeq and is a predicted model, not a curated record. NCBI's taxonomy places the organism in Eukaryota, Fungi, Ascomycota, Sordariomycetes, Hypocreales, Ophiocordycipitaceae. Bases 733 to 3030 code for a protein of 765 amino acids. The transcript is spliced from 8 exons. Gene Ontology annotation, molecular function: hydrolase activity, acting on acid anhydrides, in phosphorus-containing anhydrides; ATP binding; ATP-dependent chromatin remodeler activity.